AUGGAGAUCUGGUUGUAUUUCAGGUCGAAACGCCCUUAUACCCAGCAAGAGCUGGACGUCGAGAAAACUGGGUUGCAGGCUGCCAGUUUGAGAGAUUUUGAUGCACGCCAACGCUGGAGCAUAUUUAAAUCAUGCAAUGUUGAAGCGGAGUCUGAAUGCAAUGUAUCCGUGACAUUCCAGGUGGAAAUGGAAGCAGGAAACUCCAUCAAGUACCGCACCUGCAGCUGGCAAAAGACGGCAGGUCUUCUUUUCUCAGAAUACAUUUGCCUGGCAAUCGUCUCAUUUCCCUAUUCAUAUGCAGUUCUAGGGCUGAUACCAGGCUUGAUUUUGACGGCUGUAAUCGCCCUGAUUGUCUUAUAUACUUCGAUCAUAAUCUGGCAAUAUUGUUUACGACAUCCUACUGUACGGGAUGUCUGCGACAUAGGCCAGCAACUCUUCUGGAAUUCAAAAGCAGCUUGGUAUAUCACAGCCAUUAUGUUUCUCUUAAAUAAUACCUUCAUUCAGGGACUGCAUUGUCUCGUUGGUGCCCAGUACCUGAAUACCAUGACAAACCACAGUAGAUGCACGGUUGCAUUUGCGGCUGUGACAGCAGUCAUCUCUUUUGUCUGCUCACUUCCCAGGACGUUCAAUUCGCUCUCAAAACUUGGCGGUUUUUCUGCCUUUUUUACCUUCUUGUCGGUACUGCUGCUAACAAUAUUUGCGGCUCAACAACCGCAACCCGCAAGAUACAACCCAGAUCCUGACCAUGUUGGGCCCGAUGGAACUAAGCUUGGCGGCGAACCACGCUUCUCGCUAUUUCCGGCACAAGGAACGACGUUUGUUGCUGCCAUGGGCGCAUUUUUGAAUAUAAGCUAUACUUUUAUUGGGCAAAUUACGCUCCCGAGCUUUAUUGCGGAAAUGAACAACCCAAAAGAUUUCUACAAAGCAUUAUUGGCGGUUACAUUUGCGGAAGUUGUUCUCUUUAGCCUCGUGGGUUCAAUAAUCUACGUGUACAACGGCCAGUACACAACCUCUCCAGCUUUCGCGACGCUGAGUAGCGCAGGUGCUAAGGACAUUACAUUCUCCUUGAUGGUCCCCACUUUACUCUUUCUGGGAGUUCUGUACUCGUCCAUCUCAGCCAGGUUUAUCUUCUUUCGGUUAUUCGAAGGCACAUGCCACAAAGGCAACCAUACCGUUGUCGGAUGGCUCUCGUGGGCGGGUAUACUGGCUGUCACAUGGAUAUUUGCUUUCGUCAUUGCGGAAGUCAUUCCAUUCUUUGCUGAUUUACUGUCCAUUAUGAGCUCUCUGUUCGACUCUCUUUUCGGAUUCAUUUUUUGGGGAAUGGCGUAUAUUCGAAUCCAAACUGCAGAGGAAUCGAAACGGCCGAAUGCCUCUCGAAACACACAAGGUUGGAUCGGUUACGCUUUCAGCUGGAUUCUCAUUGGGAUUGGACUGUUCUUCUUAGGGCCCGGUACCUAUGCCUCAAUCCGUAGCGUGAUCCUUAAUUAUGAGAAAGGCAAUGUUGGCAGUGCGUUCAGCUGUGAGGACACCGGGUUGUAG
Messenger RNA from Coccidioides immitis RS, 1539 nucleotides. RefSeq names its product neutral amino acid permease. Bases 1 to 1539 code for a protein of 512 amino acids. The record is from RefSeq and is a predicted model, not a curated record. Lineage: Eukaryota; Fungi; Ascomycota; Eurotiomycetes; Onygenales; Onygenaceae. Gene Ontology annotation, biological process: amino acid transmembrane transport. Gene Ontology annotation, molecular function: amino acid transmembrane transporter activity. The transcript has 5 exons. Gene Ontology annotation, cellular component: vacuolar membrane.